Molecule: messenger RNA, 2628 nt
Organism: Daphnia carinata
Lineage: Eukaryota; Metazoa; Arthropoda; Branchiopoda; Diplostraca; Daphniidae
Exons: 1
Coding region: 1-2628 (875 amino acids)
Source: RefSeq, a predicted model, not a curated record
AUGAAGUCGGUCAGCACUACCGAGGACAUUUUGGUGACGACGCAGCUUAAAAUUAUGGAUGUGGCUCCCCCGUUGAUAAGCCUGUUUGCUCGCCUCUCCGCUCUCGGUGAGGGGGAGGUCGACACCCAAGUAAGAGACGCAGUGGAAGCUGCCUUACAACAAUGGGGACGAGCCUAUCUCCACGUUACCAGGCUAAGAAGACAAGCGGUUGUCACUGCGGUGGAACCCAAGGGUGAAUUUAUGCUGUCGGACUCGGACAUUUUUUCAGUUGGAAAGGAGGCCCGCGAGCUCCUUUUCACUGAUAAAUUUUUGACAGCGAUGCUAAAGGAGGCUAAGCAAGACGCUACUCUGGCCCAGAGAGACGGUUUGGUGGCUGCGGCUAGACAACCCACGACGCAACGGUCGACACCACGUGCCAGACGAGUAGCAAUGGAGCGUCCAGCUUUUGUCUCUUCCAGGACACAGCGACCAGCGCUGGGUGCGGCACGUGGCCGUGGACGUGGACGCAUGGCGCAGAACGGACGGGGUCGAGCCGGAUUGAGAAACACUUGGGCACUAGGACAGAGGUAUAUCAUCCCUUUCUCUUCGGUUCCCCACCAUUUUCAUGUCGGGGGGCGUUUGAAAUUUUUUGCCAAGAACUGGAAACGAAUUACCAACGACGUUUGGGUUCUUCAAACGGUUUCGAGGGGUUUUGAAAUUGAUUUAGUUUCGGAACCAAUUCAAGGGGGUCUUCCUCCUCCGGUUUCUAUGUCGGAGCGGAUGGCAAUGGUGUGCGACAAGGAGGUUCGGGACUUGAUCAGGAAGCGAGCGAUCGUGGAAGUGGUUGAUAAUUCCGAGGGUUGUGUGCAUUCCUUUUUUGCUGCCCCCAAAAAAUCUAAGGGACUGUUUCGACCAAUAGUCAAUUUGAAACCCUUGAAUACGUGUAUUCAAUACGAACACUUUAAGAUGGAAAACUUGGAAGCGGUGCGUUUUUUGCUGCGGGAGGGAGACUGGAUGGUCAAGCUGGAUUUGGAGGACGCUUAUUUGACUGUUCCGGUCCACCCUGAUUUCCAUAAGUUUUUGCGCUUCUUAUGGAGAGGUCGUGUUUUCCAGUUUUCUUGUUUAGCUUUUGGGCUUGCACCGGCUCCUAGAGUGUUCACCAAGCUUCUUAAGGUGGUUAUGGCCGUGUUGCGUAGAGAGGGUAUUAGGCUAGUAGUCUAUCUAGAUGACAUUCUGAUCAUGAAUGCAUCAAAGGAAGGCCUUCGUACGGACAUUGAAAGAGUAGUGGGACUAAUUCAAAGCCUAGGUUUUCUGCUGAACUGGUCAAAGUCGGUGCUUAAACCCACUCAAAUCUUAGAAUAUUUGGCUUUAAUGGUUAACUCUAAGCGUAUGUCGUUUGCGCUACCAGCUAAAAAGGUUUUAUCGGUAAAGGCCAUGUGUCAAGCGGCGUUAGACAAAAACAGAAUUUCCCUCAGGGAGAUUGCUUCUAUUCUCGGGAACUUUACUUGGGCUAUUCCGUCGAUCCCUUUUGCUCAAUCACAUUAUCGAAGCAUGCAACGUUUUUAUAUUGAGCAGGCCAAGGAAUUCGCUUUCAACUUGAAUGCGAGCUGUAUCUUGUCUGAGGGGGCUCGAGUGGAUUUAAAGUGGUGGGUCUGCAACUUAGACGCGUCGAAAGACAGGUUGUUUUUCCCAAAAGUGCCUGACUUAGAGAUUUGUGCGGAUGCGUCGCUUUCUGGCUGGGGGGGGGCAUGUUGCAAUGGCGUAAGGACAGGGGGUCCUUGGACUCUAUCUGACACUUCGAAGCAUAUAAACGAGCUGGAGCUUAUCGGGGCGUUCUAUGCUAUUCAAUCGUUUACGGCGGCGUCAAGGGAUAUAGCCAUUCGCAUUUUUCUGGACAACACAACGGCCGUAGCGUAUAUAAACAAUUGCGGAGGUACAAAAUCGAUAGCGCUUUCGGUUACCUCGAAGUUAUUGACGGAUUGGUGUGAGGAGCGUGGAGUUGCCGUUGAAGCGGUGCACUUGGCGGGCAAGCUCAACGGGGAGGCGGAUGAGGAAUCGCGCUCGGCAGACGCAAGUGAUUGGAGGCUGUGUCCGACGGUUUUUUCGUGCAUUAAUAACGUUUGGCCGACGGACGUAGACUUGUUUGCCGCUCCUUGGAAUGCGCAAUUGGCGUCAUUCGUUUCAUGGAGACCUCAGCCAGAGGCAAUGGCAACCAAUGCUUUCGCUUUGAAUUGGGGUGGGUUGUCGGGGUACGUGUUCCCACCUUUUUGUUUAAUUUUCAAGUGCCUGGAGAAAAUUAGGCGAGAACAAGCUACAGUGGUUUUUAUUUGCCCAGUUUGGACUGGUCAACCCUGGUUUCCACUUUUGCUGGAACUGGCGUGCGAAGUCCCACGCUUGCUUCAUCCGAGCCCCACAUUACUAACAUCCGCCUUGGAAGAAACACAUCCGCUGCUGACGACCGGCGCGCUACACCUAGCCGCUUGGAAACUAUCCGGCGUGGCUUUGAAGGGCGAGGCUUUUCGCCGCAGCUGGUCGAGCUACUCUUGGCGGGACGCCGUCUCAAUGCAAACGCAGCCUAUGAGUCGGCGUGGCGAAAUUGGGUGGAUUGGUGCGUGGGGCGGCAUCAGGAUCCCUUGUCAAACGGCAUGA